AUGCGGCGUCUUCCUUCUCCUUCCAAGGCCACGUGCUUGAGCGAAGCGAAGUUGUUGAAGAAGUUGCAGCAUCGAGUUGCUGCGAGAUCCAGAGAUUUGACACCCCUCGCUGGAUCGGCAUGCACGAAGACGGGAACUCUUAGUGAGUGCUCUUUCAGCACCAGGAAUUCCCUUUCUGCCAAAUCAUCGCGAUUUCCAGCCUCAAGAUGUUCUGGUCCUCCAACUGGCGUCAGCGCGGCUUUUCUGGUGUCGUGCCUCGUUGACAUCAGCCCCACAAGGGAUUCUGCACAAACGACGCGGGCAACAGCUGCAGCCCUGAGACUUAAGCGUGAGAAGGAGCACGAAUCAGUGCAUAGCGCUGUGGAGUUGGCAGAGAGGCAGGAGGUACAUCCGCUCACAGGCGGAGACAUGGCAGGGCCUUGCUCUACGCACGUCGUGCAUGCAUGGGAUGCGAGCUUUCCAGAGCUCGUAGACUGCUUGGUGCGCGACGCAGGGUCCGACCUGGACAGGCGAUACAGCGUGGACAUCUUCGGAGCUGAGCACUUGUCAGGAAACACUGAAGAUGUUCCAGAAAGUGCCCCAGCACGGAACCAUCAGGCGUCUCAGAUGUCGCAAGGGGGAAGGAUGGACGAUCCAGUUGCAACUGUGCAGGCUCUUGUGCAGGGCGCCAAAGAAGUGCUACUGGUAUUGGACAAAGAGCUAACUUGUUUUUCCAGGCUUUGGGUUUUGACUGAAGCCAUGAUGGCCACAGCUGCCAACAAGCUUCGAAUCUGUACGGCCGACCCACGGGGCUAUGGGAGCUCCAUGGAGGAUAUUUUGAGGUGGGAGUCGCGUAUUGAUGCCAUCGAUUGGUCAUUGGCUGAGGCCAGCCGCAAGAGUGAUGAACGGCGCAUUCGAAGCUUCAGCGAACGCGUGUGGGAUCUGCACGGCAUCGGAAACGAAAGGUUGUUGGCACAGCUCAAAGUGCUCCUGAGGAAGGAGGUAAACGGCCAACUGCUCAUCAAGGCUGUCGAGGCGGGUGACUCCAAGGCCAUUGAUGCCGCGCUGGACAGAGGGGCUUCGCUGGAGCAACGUGACGCAGACGGCAAUACCUUGGAAGACCUGGCCUGCUUCUACAAUCACCAGGACAUUGAGGAGAUGCUUUUCGAAAGGCGCAUGCGAGGCAAGGCCCACCAGCCGCUUUCAAUGUUUUUCCGUCCAGAAGAUCUGAUGGAAAACUGCGCUGAAGCCCUCCCAGAAGUUCUCCUGCCGUUCAUGACCCAGCCCAACGACGGCCACCGGGCUCAGCUUACAAUGCGACCCUCAGAUGGGAGUUUCCGAAAAUAG
This is a messenger RNA of Symbiodinium sp. CCMP2456, 1326 nucleotides long. Lineage: Eukaryota; Dinophyceae; Suessiales; Symbiodiniaceae. The record is from the annotation of a GenBank genome assembly.